This is a messenger RNA of Solanum lycopersicum (tomato), 1997 nucleotides long. RefSeq names its product L-ascorbate oxidase homolog. Lineage: Eukaryota; Viridiplantae; Streptophyta; Magnoliopsida; Solanales; Solanaceae. The record is from RefSeq and is a predicted model, not a curated record. Gene Ontology annotation, molecular function: copper ion binding; oxidoreductase activity.
CAUCUUCAUGUCCACUUUAAUUCCCUCCUAAUCUAUAACAACUUCUAAUAUCAUUUCGUAGUUCAAACUUCAGAAAUUUUUCUCGUUAGCGAAGAAAAAAAAUGCUGCUAAAACGAGAGUUAGCGGUGUUUUUAGUGGCACUACUAGUUGUGAACACAAUAGCGGAGAGUCCUUAUCGAUUCUUCGAAUGGAAUGUUACUUAUGGAACGAUUUGGCCUCUAGGCUUACCUCAAAAGGGAAUUUUGAUUAAUGGGCAAUUUCCUGGUCCUGAUAUUCAUUCUGUGACAAAUGACAAUGUUAUUAUCAAUGUCUUCAACAAUUUGGAUGAGGAAUUUCUUAUUUCAUGGAAUGGAAUACAAAAUAGGAGAAACUCAUUUGAAGAUGGAGUAUGGGGAACAACAUGUCCAAUUCCACCAGGGAAGAAUUUCACAUACAUUUUGCAAGUUAAAGAUCAAAUAGGUAGCUUUUACUAUUUCCCUUCAACUGCAUUCCACAAAGCUUCUGGUGGUUUUGGAGGGUUCAGGAUCCUCAGUAGGCCUGGAAUUCCGGUCCCUUUCGAUGAACCUGCUGGCGAUUUCACCGUCCUUAUUGGUGAUUGGUACAAGAGUAAUCACACGUAUUUGAAAUCAGUACUUGAUAGAAACCACAAGUUGCCUUUUGUUGAUGCUCUACAUAUCAAUGGUAUCGGUCCUCAAGGUCCUAAUCGCGCUACCUUCACAGUUGAUCAAGGGAAAACUUAUAGACUAAGAAUAUCAAAUGUUGGAUUGGAACAUUCACUCAACUUUCGUAUCGAAGGACAUAAAAUGAAAUUGGUGGAGGUAGAAGGAACACAUACAAUGCAAGAGACGUAUUCCUCACUCGACGUUCAUGUUGGACAAUCCUACUCUGUCCUCAUCACAGCUGAUCAAACUCCUAAGGACUAUUACAUUGUUGUUUCAAAUCGUUUCUCGUCUAUUCUCCUUACUACCACUGGUGUACUUCGCUACAGCAAUUCUAACCAGGGAUUCACUGGCCCGCCCCCUGGUGGUCCAACCAACGAAAUUGGUUGGUCCCUUACCCAGGCUCGUACAAUUAGGACUAACUUGACCGCGAGUGGACCAAGGCCAAACCCACAAGGAUCGUAUCAUUAUGGUAUGAUCAACACGACUAGAACUAUCAGGCUCGCGAAUUCUGCUGGACAAGUUAAUGGAAAGCAAAGAUAUGCUGUCAACAGUGUGUCCUUUGUGCCAACGAAAAGUGGUACUCCUCUCAAGCUUGCUGACUACUUCAAGAUUGGUGGAUUUACCCCCGGAAACAUACCUGAUGCUCCCACCGGUAAAGGAAUUUACCUCGACACAUCUGUUUUGCAAACUGACUACAGGACAUUCAUUGAGAUUGUAUUCGAGAACAAGGAAGGAAUCGUUCAGAGUUGGCAUCUUAACGGCUAUGCCUUUUGGGUAGUAGGCAUGGACGGAGGAAAAUGGAGUCCGGCUAGUAGGGAACAAUACAAUCUUCGUGAUGCAGUCUCAAGAAUCACAACUCAGGUGUAUCCCAAGUCAUGGACAGCGAUAUACAUUGCAUUAGACAAUGUGGGAAUGUGGAACCUAAGAUCAGAGUUUUGGGCGCGACAGUAUCUAGGACAACAGUUAUACAUGAGGGUAUACACAACAUCAACUUCUUGGCGCGAUGAAUAUCCAAUUCCAAUUAAUGCUCUUCUAUGUGGUGAUGUAGCUGGUCGACAUAAAAGACCACUCUAAGACAAGCUGCAACACUCAUGAAAAUCAUAGGCACAAAGUGAAAAUUAAGAGACUUACAUACACAAACCUCACAGAUCAAAAGUUUCUUAGGAUUGAAGUAAAAGCUUAUUACUUGUCCUGUUUAGUUUUACCACAAACUAGUUUGAAUGACCUUAACUCAAGGUCCUAUUCUUUCUUUCUUCGUUUCGUUGUAUCGAGUUCCAUCUUCAUUGUUUUAAUUGUCUUAAAAAAACAAUAAUUGAAUUGAUGUUUUCAUAUCAA